Uloborus diversus is the source of this 2202-nucleotide messenger RNA. Its product is annotated as rho GTPase-activating protein 21-like. The record is from RefSeq and is a predicted model, not a curated record. NCBI's taxonomy places the organism in Eukaryota, Metazoa, Arthropoda, Arachnida, Araneae, Uloboridae. Gene Ontology annotation, molecular function: protein binding; phospholipid binding. Bases 1 to 2202 code for a protein of 733 amino acids. The transcript is spliced from 10 exons. Gene Ontology annotation, biological process: signal transduction.
AUGUAUCGGGAUGUGUCGAAUUUUGUUUUAUCAUGUGAUUUUUGUAUUCGACUGAAGCCCUAUUCCAUUAAACCCGCCCCAUUGCAAAAUAUUUGGAUUCCGAGGAGACCUGGUGAGUUCUGUUCAAUCGACCUGAGAUCAAGUGACAGAUCAUGGAGGCAUUUAUGGGCAAUUUUGCGAAAUAACAUCCUUUAUCUUCUUAAAGAGAGGCGAGAACCUUCUAAAGGGACUGUGACCGGUGAAGAACAUGUGAUAGACGUUCAGAACAGCAUGGCCAAUGUUGCUAAUGAUUACAUGAAGAGGAAACAUGUUUUAAGGCUCCUGCUCUUUAACGGAACAGAGUACCUGGUUCAGACAGAGAGCCAUGCGAGCAUGAUGGAAUGGCUCAAAGCGCUGCAGAUAUUUGCCAGACAAUUCGCUGAGCAUAUCCCGCUGAUUGUGGAGUUGUGUGUGCAGAUUGUUGAGAACAGAGGUUUGGAUGUGGUCGGAAUCUACAGGGUUCCCGGAAACAAUGCUUCUGUCAGUGUUUUAACUGACAUGGUCAACCAAGGAAUAGAUGACGUGGUUCUGCAAGAUGCCCGAUGGAACGAUGUCAACAUAGUUUCUAGUUUGCUCAAGGCGUUUUUCCGCAAACUGCCGGAACCUCUGCUCACUUCAUACCUUUACCCAAAGUUCAUCCAGGCGAGUAAGAUAGAAGAUCCCAUGAAAAGACUAAAAGCCAUCAAACAUGUGCUGUAUCAUCUGCCUGUACAUUACUUCGCCACUUUACGUUACUUAAUGUAUCAUCUGAAGAAAGUUGUUGAACAUUGUGCAACGAACAAGAUGGAAGCGAGAAACCUAGCAAUAGUUUUCGGACCCACUCUUGUACGCACUACUGAUAACAAUAUGGUCACCAUGGUUACAGAUAUGUCCCAUCAGUGUUACCUCAUUGAAUCAAUGAUAGUUUAUGCUGAAUGGCUUUUCGAAGACUGCGGUGACCUCUUACCAUUGGAAGUAAAUGCGCAGGAUAAGCGAAAAACUCAUCCCCCAUCAAACAUGCAAUCCAAUGCUCUGCUGAGUAACAUUAACAAACUAGAUGAUAACGCAUUAGAAUUACCUCAUGAAAUAUUCACAUCUUUCUACAACACUGCUGCCCGCCAUCUGAGACAUCGAAACAAGAAAAAAGAUGCAUCCGUCAACUCCAAAAAGAGAUCGGGAAUAAUAGCCGACGACAACGAAAUGCUGAUAGGCGAGAACUUGAACAGCUCCGUUACUUCCUCGCACGACAGUUCGGAAAACCAGAACUCGAUCCAGACGGAAACCAAAAAUCUCGCCGACAUGAGUUUCGGGAGCUGCUCUAGUCUGAUUUCGGGAUCUUCGAAGACAAAGCAGCGGUCCUUGUCGAAAGAGCGGGCAUCUCGCAAUGGAUCACUGGAACCACCCGUUGACUCAGAAUUGCGGUCCGAAAUGGCCGCCGAAGAGAGUGUUCCAAAUGUGGAGGAAGACCCCGUCCACCACAGGUAUAACGAGCUGAGUGCCCUGGCGCAGGAAAAGAUCAAGAAUUUCGAGCAGGAGACGAAAGCUCUGCUGCGGCGAGAUUUCCAGAGGCCCAGGACGUCUGUGGGGACUCCGCAGGUGGAAUGGGAGCAGAUAGAGAGGGAGUGGCAGAAGGCGAAAAUGGAGCUGGAGCAGGAGGACCUGUUGGAUUUCCUUGCCGACGACCCUUCUUGCCUGUCCUGUCUGUUGAACAGAGACGAGAGCGCUGUGGAUCUGUCGCCCAUGGCCGAGAGGCAAGGGACUACGUUAAAUAGAAAGAGUGAACUUCCAGGAAGUCUGAGCUCGUGUUCCAUGAGAGAAUUCCUCCACUGCGAAGAUUCCGGGAGAUUCCGCAAUUCCCGCUCGCCCGAGGAUCAAAGUGAUAAAACAGUAUUAAACAGCAGUCGCAAUAUCCUCAUGCCUCGGUCUAUCACCGAAUCUUACCGAACGAGGAACAAUAGGGCGGAGAUUUCCUCCUCUCUCAGUCAGCCCGCGCUGACUAUGGCAAUAAGUGAGAGAACUGCAAAUACCCAAGCUCGCAAAGAAUACUCAUCCGAAGAGAGCUCGACCAAACCCGAUGAUUCUUCGACUUCCAGGAGCGAAGAAAGUGAGCGUGUGACUACCGGUGAAGAAAGUGUCCCAUUGUCCUGUGGAUCUGACGUCAUCAACGCAUCGUCAUUGAGUUGA